This is a messenger RNA of Trichoderma gamsii, 1329 nucleotides long. RefSeq lists its product as hypothetical. The annotation marks the transcript as partial. Gene Ontology annotation, molecular function: aldehyde dehydrogenase (NAD+) activity. The record is from RefSeq and is a predicted model, not a curated record. The transcript has 2 exons. Lineage: Eukaryota; Fungi; Ascomycota; Sordariomycetes; Hypocreales; Hypocreaceae.
CACGAAGCGUCAGACCAGGACGUAAACUUUGCUGUAUCCGCAGCGAAAACCGCCCUUGAGCCAUGGUCGGAGCUCUCUUGGCUUGCAAGAGGCAGAUAUCUCGCGCGGCUCGCUGAUGCGAUCAAGGAAGCCGAAGGACCUUUGGGGGACCUGGAGGCUGAGUGUAUUGGUCGGCCUAAGUCAACCUACUUCGAUGCGGCUAAGGGUUCCGAAUGUUUCCGCUACUUCUCUCAGGCGCCAUGCCCUCAAGGACGUACAAGCCCAAUGGAUGAGAAGCAUUCAGUGUUAACUGUGAUGCAGCCAGUAGGUGUUGUUGCGGUGAUUAUUCCUUGGAAUGCACCUCUUAUUUUCUUUAGUAAGAAGGUGGCACCUGCAUUGGCCGCAGGUAAUACAGUCGUUGUCAAGAGCAGCGAGAAAGCGCCCUUAACAUCUCUGUAUGUUGCUCGUCUCGCAAAAGAAGCCGGCUUCCCCCCCGGUGUCCUCAAUGUUCUCUCCGGCCACGGCCCAAAUUCAGGAAAAGCGCUUGCAUCGCAUAUGGAUGUACGAGCCCUGUCAUUUACCGGCUCCAUGCGCACCGGAAAAGAUAUUAGCGUAGCAGCUGCCAAUUCCAACCUCAAGAAUCUAAUUCUCGAACUCGGCGGCAAGUCACCCGCAAUCAUUUUUGAAGACGCCAAUAUCGAGGAUGCAGCAAAAGACACCGCACAUAGCAUCCAGUUCCUCAGCGGCCAAAAUUGCAUGGCAAACUCACGCAUUUACGUGCAGCAAAGCAUCAAGAAGAUCUUUAUUGAGAAAUUCCAAAAAGCGUUGGAAUCUGUUCGGCUAGGUGACCCGAUGGAUCCCCAAGUAAACCAUGGGCCGCAGGCGGAUAAAAUCCAGUAUAAUACCGUGAAGCGAUAUAUUGAGGAAGGCAAGAAGACGGGCAAGUUGGUAACAAAAGAGGAGCCCGCUCCGGGCUUUUUUAUCAGGCCUGUAGUCUUCACAGGCGUCCCAGAGAAUGCGAAAAUCAUGAAAGAGGAGAUUUUCGGGCCUGUAGCUGUCAUUAAUUCGUUCGAGACGGAAGAAGAAGCUGUUGAGAAGGCUAAUGAUAGCGAGUACGGCUUAUACGCCUCGGUGUACACGAAUGAUCUAAAUCGAGCGCACAGAGUCUCCUUGAAGCUGCAAGCAGGCACAGUAGGGGUCAAUUGCACAGGCCCGACAAAAGGGGAUUUUAUGCCGUUUGGGGGCCAAAAAGGGAGCGGCCUACAGAGAGAGGGUUAUCUAGAGAGCAUGCUGACGUUUAUGGAGCCAAAAGCAAUAAUACUAGCAAAGCAGUUGCGAGCGAAACUGUAA